This is a messenger RNA of Magnolia sinica, 2058 nucleotides long. RefSeq lists its product as uncharacterized. The transcript has 6 exons. Gene Ontology annotation, biological process: deoxyribonucleotide catabolic process. The record is from RefSeq and is a predicted model, not a curated record. NCBI's taxonomy places the organism in Eukaryota, Viridiplantae, Streptophyta, Magnoliopsida, Magnoliales, Magnoliaceae. Bases 761 to 1810 code for a protein of 349 amino acids. Gene Ontology annotation, molecular function: 5'-nucleotidase activity.
CCCUCCGAAAAAUAAACAGAGCAAAAACGAAAUUCACGCUGAAAAAAAAGGAAAAUAAAUCUCUACAACCAUUAAGAAAGAAAGAGAGAGAUUCCUAUAAAACAAUAGAGAAACCAAAUUCUUCGCGAAGGAUCGCGAAUCUAACGGUCCCUGCAUAUUCUAACAUCCUUCUUUCUUUCAUCAGGUCGUUUUUUUUUUUUUUUUUAAAAUUCCUUUUCUUUCUUUUUUUCUUUUUUCUUUUUUCUUUUUUACUCUUCAUCUGUUUUGUAGGAGGAGAUUUGAAGAGUACCCACAUUGAGAUCUUUGCAUUUUUUAUUUGUAAGGUUUCGGUUUCUUAGUAUUCACGUGAAAUCUGCUUUUGUUUUAUUGAAAUCAGUGAUUUUUUAAACUAGGGAAUCUUUGUUUUUGGAGUUUUGAGUUUCUUUGCAGAAACCCAAUACGGUUCUUGGAUUUUUAUUUUUAUUUUUCAUCUGGGUUUGCAUUUGCAGGGUUUUUAUUUUAAUUCUUUUUAGAUAGUUUUUUUUUUUUUUUUGGAAAUCGAUUGAAUUCUAGUUGUUUUUUUUAGUUGAAGGAUUUUCGGCAAGCCAUCUUCGGUUCUUGGAUUGUUAUUCGUUUUCCAGUUCUGGGGUUUGGUUUCUAGGGGUUUUCCUCUUUCUGUUUGUCGGAGAAAACCACUCUUCUUUCCUAGGAAUCAAUAGAUUUUCGUGUUGGGUAUUUUGCAUUUUUAAAAAAAUAAUUCAAGAGGAAUGUUGAAAUCGUUAUGAUAAAGAGAGAAAUCCUGCGAUUCUUUUCUCGCCGAAGUUCUACUAGAGAUUGCAGGAAUAUUUUGAUCAAUUGUAGUGUGAUGGCUUUGAGCAAGGAUCUGAUCUGCGUGGGUCUCCGCGGGUUCUGUCAGGUGGGCCCCACGAAAGGCCCCUGUCGAAAUCAUGCGAAGAGUUUGGUUGAUGUUGGUUGUGGUUUUAGGCCUGGUUAUGGUAAUGGGUUGAUUGUAAAAGGUUGCUUUGAUCACCGCGAUGGUGCUUUUAGAAAGCCAGAUGAUGGGUUGCAAAAGGCCCAUGCAUUGGCACCAUAUCCGCAAUUGGUCCAUGAUUCUGAGAUCAGGAUCGAAGUGGACAAUGGAUCGAAAUCGAUGAAUGGACGAGCUGCAUAUGAACAUGGAAGUCCUCUCGCGUUUCCUGAUCGUCCAACCCUUCAGAAACUUGCAGUUGCUGUUGAUGUCGAUGAAGUUCUUGGAAGCUUCCUUUCAGCACUGAACAAAUUUAUUGCUGACCGCUAUGCUUCGAAACACUCGGUUUCAGAGUAUUAUGUAUACGAGUUCUUCAGGAUAUGGAAGUGCUCUCGCUCAGAAGCUGAUAUCCGUGUUCACGAGUUCUUUAAGACAGCUUAUUUCAAGAAAGGAAUUCAUCCCAUUCCAGGGGCUCACCAGGCUCUUCUUAGAUUGUCUACAUUUUGCAAUCUGUCGAUUGUCACAUCUCGCCAGAAUGCUAUCAAAGACCACACGAUUGAAUGGAUCGAGAAGCAUUAUCCGGGACUGUUUCAGGAAAUCCAUUUUGGUAAUCACUUUGCUUUGGAUGGACAAUCAAGAUCCAAAUCAGAGAUUUGCAGGUCCUUGGGAGCAAAAGUCUUGAUCGAUGACAACCCUAGAUAUGCAGUUGAAUGUGCAGAAGUCGGCAUCAAAGUUCUACUCUUCGACUACGACAACUCGUACCCUUGGUGCAAGACUGGCUCUGAGACCACACACCCUCUGAUAACCAAAGUCCUUAACUGGGAAGAAGUAGAACAACACCUGGUCUCAUGGAUAAUAUUGUAGAUCUCACCCACAUUUAAGGUUUCUUAAACCGACUGGGUUAUCCACCACUAGGUGAUUCUACUUUGUCUAUGGAAGAGAUGCUGAAUUCCUUGAGGAGAAAAGACAUCGACGGUGAUUAUAGAGCUUUUAUCCUCCCUAACUCUCCACGAACAUCCAUUCAAGACUCACCCAAGAUGCUCUUGAGUUUUAGGAUUUUAGAGGUAUGAUACAUAUGCAUCUUCAUUGUUUAUUUCUUUCUUUCAACUUCU